GGCCAGCGGCGACAGGAUGAGGAAUUUCUGCUAUGGAAACACCGGAUGCAGAAUUCUUCAACCCAGCUGUUUCUUAAGAUACGAGAUUGAUUUUUUUUUGGACGAUUCAGCUAAGAUCACUAUUGUACCGUUUUCACCUCCUUCUCCAACUCCAACAGAAGGAAAAGGAAACAACACAAGUUACACAACUAGAACAAUCAUCAUUUCCGUAGUAGUUGCUCCACUUCUUGUUGGCGUUCUCUUGCUUGUGCUUAGGAUAUUUUUAAGACAAAGAAAGCCAAAGGAAACUGUUGAAACUGUAGAUGAAAUGAUUAAGGCGGAGUCUUUGCAAUAUGACUUUGCCACCAUCCAGGCAGCAACUAAUAACUUCAGUGAAGAAAAUAAGCUUGGGCAAGGAGGAUUCGGAAUAGUUUACAAGGAGUUGCACCUCUGAUGGUCGAGAAAAGGACUUGCAACUCUAUGUCCUCUUUUUCCACUCUGUUUUAUAUACAGGGUCCUUGUUUUGUUUUAGUAAUUUGCUUACUCACAUGAACUAUGAAUGUAUAGAUCCAAUCAAGCGUGCACAAUUAUAUUGGGAAAGACGUUAUGGAAUCAUUUUAGGCAUUGUUCGUGGUCUUCUUUACCUCCACGAGGACUCUCGUCUUCGAAUUAUUCAUCGUGAUCUCAAAGCAAGUAACAUUUUGUUAGAUGAAGAUAUGAAUGCUAAAAUUGCAGAUUUUGGCAUGGCAAGAUUAUUUGGAAGAGAUGAAACACAAGGCAACACUAGUAGAGUUGUGGGAACUUAUGGAUACAUGGCUCCAGAAUAUGUAGUGCGUGGACAGUUUUCAGUAAAAUCAGAUGUUUUUA
Messenger RNA from Rubroshorea leprosula, 846 nucleotides. The record is from the annotation of a GenBank genome assembly. Lineage: Eukaryota; Viridiplantae; Streptophyta; Magnoliopsida; Malvales; Dipterocarpaceae.